AUGGGUCAGAGCUGGGCCCUGCUGGACGCGGCAACCUCCCCCCACCCGUUUCCCGGCGGCAGCCGCGCGGCGACCGGCGGCGCCGAGGCCCGAGCGCGGCGGGGACGCGGGCGCGCCGCCCCUCCUUUGUGUCCCCCAGCCCCCCCGCGCCCGGCCCAGAGGGGCGGAGGCUCCGCGACUGCGGUGCCCGUCGCACGCGGCCCGAGGCCUAAGCCAGGAACAAUCGGCCGCGGCGCGCAGUCGCCGCCAUGUCCCCCGCCCUCACCCCGCGCAGCCCGCCCCGCAGGAACAUGGCGGCGCGGCCGCCGCUCCCGCCGAGCCGGCCCGGCCCUCCAGCGCCGCGCUCCCGGCCGGUGGGCGGCCGAAGGCGCCUCCACGCCGCCGCCGAGGCCGCCCGGGCCUGCUCCGCGGGCCGCGGAUCGGGAAGUUGCGCGCCCCGCCCGAGGGCUGCCCACGCGGGUAACAAAGCCCACGCGGGGUGGGGGUGGCGCCCAGGCCGCGACGCCCCGAGCUCCCGCGCCCGCCGCCGUCCGCCCGCGCACAAAGUUUGGGGGCCGCGGGCUCCCGCCCCCGCCGCGCCGCCCGCCGGCGCGCAGGUACCUCGUGGGCGCGCCCCCUCCCGGCCCGCGGCCUGCCCCAUGUGCUGCCGCCGCCGCCGCUUUGUUCUGGAGGCGCUUUAACUCUCGCCCCCGAGAGAAAGUUUCCCUGCCGGGGCCCCCGCGUCCCGCGUGCACCCCGAGCCUGGAGGGGGCGCGGGCCUCGCGCGUCUCCUCCUCGAGGGGCCAUUGUGUGCGCCGCGCGCCCGCCCGGCCGCCCGCCGGGCCGGCCCAGGCAGGACCCGCCCCGGCCCCCGGCCACGCCGCCGCCGCCACGCCGCCCCGGGCCGCUCCGCUCCGCCCCGCCCGGCCGCCCUCCGGCCCCGGGCCGCACACAACAGGUUUCCCUCCGUCGGCGGAGGGGCGGGCAGACUCACCGGGAGGAGUAGCUGCCACCAUCUUCGCCUCGCCCGCCGCGGGCUCUCGCUCCCGCCUCCCCACCCGCCUCCGUUUUACUACGACCGGAGGCCCCAGGCCGGGGGUGCGGCCGGCCGGCCGGCCCGCCCCGCGGAGGGGCUUCGCGAGGCGCGCGAGCAGCGGCGGCGCGGCGGGGGUCGUCCCCACCCCCUCGGCCUCGCCCGAGGGCGCGAAGUGGCGCGAAGGCGCAGGUCAGGCGGCGGCGGCGGCACCUCGAAGGACCAUGUGGCAUAAAAAACAAAGUACUUCCGACCUCCCCGCCCGCCCGCCAAUCACCGCAGGCCCCGCCCACGGCGCUCGGGCUGGGCGGCCGGGAGAGCGGGAGCCGGGAGCCGCUCGCGGCGCCGCGCUGCCUUCCCCGGGCCGGGCCGCGCUGCCCCGCCGCCUGCCCGCCCACGCCGCCCGCCUCGCGGAGCGCCUGGCCCGGGCACCCCGCGCCACGCCUCCGGCACGCCCUCCGUUAACUAGCUCUGCGCGCGUGCGGACCCCCGCGCGUCGCACACCCUCCUGGAAGCGCACGCUUCCUGCGGCUUCCUGA
Equus quagga is the source of this 1551-nucleotide messenger RNA. Its product is annotated as translation initiation factor IF-2-like. The transcript has 3 exons. The coding region runs from base 1 to 1551 and encodes 516 amino acids. The record is from RefSeq and is a predicted model, not a curated record. Lineage: Eukaryota; Metazoa; Chordata; Mammalia; Perissodactyla; Equidae.